This is a messenger RNA of Polistes canadensis, 1666 nucleotides long. RefSeq lists its product as uncharacterized. The record is from RefSeq and is a predicted model, not a curated record. Lineage: Eukaryota; Metazoa; Arthropoda; Insecta; Hymenoptera; Vespidae. Bases 114 to 1169 code for a protein of 351 amino acids. The transcript has 2 exons.
AAUAAUUAACAUUAAUUUAUUAUUCAUAUUUAAGAGUUCCUUUUAUAAAAUAGACAAUACUAUAAUAUCGUUAUUAGUAUAAAUGCUAUAGUUUUCAGAUAUCGAAAACAAUAAUGGAUGUAAGAAUUUUAAGAACGAUAUUGCAUAGCUGUGAGGAUGCAGAGAAGAGUAUUGAAAACACGGAAGAAUAUAAAGAUUUUCUCAGUAUAGAUGCAUUUGUACCAAGAUCCGACAUUGUCUUACGUGCCUUAUCUACAUCAUUUUCUAAUCUUUUGUGCUACAAAGUAUCCAAAGAAGCUUAUCAAAGAUAUUCUGUUCGUCUUCACGUUAUUGAUACAUUGCGCGAAUUAUUACGCAUAACUGAGAGAUUUCAAUCUCUGCACAUAUUUCGAGACGGAGAAACUACGUCAAAAUUUGUUGAAAAUUUAAUGGAAAAAUAUCUACCGGAUGUUUUAGACGAAUGCAUAUCUAUUUACACAUUGACAUCAUUAACAGGAGCAUUAAUGUGUCUUGCUAAAUAUAAUACUCGUUUUGUGUAUUAUAUAGAAAAGAUAAUUGCUAAACUUUCUUACUUGGAAUCUACUAACGAAAGUGAAAAAUUAUUAUGUUAUGCUUUACAACAGAGCGCACAACUUGGACUUAGUUUAUUCACGAAAGAAAGAAUAUAUUAUUCACAGAGAUAUAAACUAAUAGAAGAAGUGUUAAUUGAAAAUUUUACGUCCACUUGUUUAAAUAUUAAUACAGAAGCUGAUAAAGAUUGCCAAGAGAUUAAAAAUUCGAUAAACGAAUUACUCGAAUUCGCAGCUUUAUCACCAUUCAUAUUUCAAUUAAUAUGCAGUUUUUUGAAAGAAUUGUUUGUACAUUUAGAAUACGCACCUACAGUUUUAACAUUUAUACAAGCGACAUUGAAGCAUAUCCUCGCUCAUUGUCAAAAUAAGGACAAAGAUAUAUUAGAUCUUUAUCCCAAGUAUUUGCAUUCGUGUAUCAUUUUAUUAAGAAUAGAACCCCAUUAUCAUACGUCUAAUUCGAAAGCUUAUAUAUUGAAAAAAACAACAGAAUUUUAUGAAUCUAAUAAAGACGAUAUUUUGAUUUUACUCUCGCACUUUCCCGAAUGGCUUCCGUUGAUCUCAAAUUAUCUAACUAAUCAAUUUAUUUGCAUAAAUAAUUAACGAUUAUAAUAAUAUAUGUGUAUAUAGACUGAAAUAUUUUUUAAAUAUAUUAUUUUAUCUAUCAAUCUCAUAGAAUAUAAUUUUAUUUCGACCAAUAUCUCGGUUUCAAAAGUUUUUCCGACAAUUCUAACAAAACUCAAAAAUAUUUAUACGCGAAAAAAAAAGAUAAUAUAAAUAUUAAUUUAUUUAUAUAUAUAUAAUUUAGAACAGGGCUUCUCGAAUUUGUUCUAUUUCACUACUAUAAACUCAUAGACAUACUAUUUAAAUUAUUUUUCGGUCAUUACGUGUUCAGGAAUUUUUUAUAUUUGUUAAAGUUUCUGUGAUCCCAUAUGAGAUUAUCAGGGUUUAUUUUUUUGAGAAGCCCUACUUUAGAAUAUAAAAAAAGGAAUAUUAUGUCUCAUAAAUUUAAAAUAUAUCAUAUAUACAUACGUACUAUAUAUUCUUCCACGCCGAAUUUAUAUGUUGUCAUCAGUCUUCUGAUUAGAAAGGUUGACAUA